Molecule: messenger RNA, 881 nt
Organism: Lindgomyces ingoldianus
Lineage: Eukaryota; Fungi; Ascomycota; Dothideomycetes; Pleosporales; Lindgomycetaceae
Product: IGPD-domain-containing protein
Exons: 2
Coding region: 137-829 (230 amino acids)
Biological process (GO): L-histidine biosynthetic process
Molecular function (GO): imidazoleglycerol-phosphate dehydratase activity
Source: RefSeq, a predicted model, not a curated record
CAGCCAGCAGAAAAGCCAGCGUUGGAAAACUGUUUCUACCCAUUGACUCACCACCACCCUCUCUUCGCUCAAUUGCAUCCUUCCUUUUGCUAUCUAACGUCAUUCCCUUCUCUCCUCCCCCCCCCUACUUACGAAAAUGGCUCGCUCUGCAUCCCUAAACCGCGACACCAACGAAACCAAGAUCCAAAUCUCCUUAAAUCUUGACGGCGGGACCCUCGAGCCCUUCCAAGCCUCAAAAUUCUGGGAUGCCAUCGACGCACAGCAAACAAAUGGCGAGACAAAAGAACAUGCUAGCCAAAGCAGUAAAAGCCAGGACAUUGCAAUAGACACGGGAAUCGGGUUUCUAGACCACAUGUUGCAUGCGCUUGCGAAGCACGCGGGAUGGAGUUUGAGAAUUCGAUGUCGGGGAGAUUUGCACAUCGACGACCACCACACCUCCGAAGACGUCUGCCUCGGCCUCGGCCUCGCCUUCAAAACCUCUCUCCGCACCUCCACCGGCCUGACCCGCUUCGGCAGUGCCUACGCUCCCCUCGAUGAAGCUCUAUCGCGCGCCGUGAUCGACCUUUCUAACCGCCCCUACUCUGUUAUCAACCUAGGACUCAAGCGGGAGAGAAUCGGAGAUCUCAGUUGCGAAAUGGUGCCGCACUGCUUACAAUCGUUUGCGCAAAAUGCGGGCGUGACGUUGCAUGUGGAUGUGUUGCGCGGUGAUAACGACCAUCAUAGGGCGGAGAGUGCGUUUAAGGCGUUGGCGGUGGCGAUUAGGAUUGCGACGAGUCCGUUAAGUGGGAGAGAGGGGGAGGUUAUGAGUACUAAGGGCGUAUUGUUUUAACUGAGGCAGCGUGGGAGUUGGGGGUUUCGAGGGUGGGUAGUGGGGUGAGUGU